GGAGAAGGACGUUUCUGUUUCCAGUCCCUCUGCACCAGCUGAGGUGGCCGGCAGGGCGAGGAUAAAAGGCCGCCGAGCACCACCUCAGUCCUGGAUGCGAUGGAGCUCCUCAUCUUGCUUCUGCUGAGCGUGGCAGUAGCUGCACGCCCCUACCAGGAGGACGAUGGCGACAGGAUAAUCAGCGGGUACGAGUGCCAGCCGCACUCCCAGCCCUGGCAGGUCUUCUUCACCCAUGGUGACAACUACCGCUGGUGCGGGGGGGCCCUCAUCAGCCCGGAGUGGGUCAUCUCCGCAGCCCACUGCUACAAGCCGACGCUGGUGGCCCAUCUUGGCGAGCAUGACACGACGGCCCAGGAGGGCUUUGAGCAGCACAUCCGGGCGGUCAAAGCCAUCCGCUUCCCCAAGUACAAUGCACGGACACUGGACAACGACCUCAUGAUGGUGAAGCUGGUCCAGCCGGCCCAGAUUGACCCGUAUGUGCAGCCCAUCCGCCUCUCCCGCAGCUGCCCUGUGUCAGGGACCGAUUGCCUGGUGUCCGGCUGGGGGAACCUCCUCACGGAUGGCGUGCAAUACCCAGGGCGUCUGCAGUGCCUGCAGGUGCCCAUCCUCUCCGAGUCCACCUGCCGCAGCUGCUACCCUGGUGCCAUCACGCGGAACAUGUUCUGCGCCGGCUACGUGCAGGGUGGGAAGGACUCCUGCCAGGGCGACUCUGGCGGGCCGCUGGUCUGCAAUGGGGAGCUGACUGGGGUGGUGUCCUGGGGUGAAGGGUGUGCCCAGAAGGACAAGCCAGGCGUCUACACCACGCUCUGCAACUACCUGCCCUGGAUCCAGGAGGUCAUGGCCAACAACUGAUGUGCUGGGCUCCUGGCUGUGCUGGAUCGCCCAUGCCUUCCCUGCCCGGACACGAGUGCUCUGCACGGAGGCAGGCGGCUGGACCAGAGCUGGGGCAGGGGCUUUGCAGCAAACACCAGCCGGAUGGUGACAUGAAACCCCAAACUCACAAUAAAGUUCAGU
Messenger RNA from Alligator sinensis (Chinese alligator), 1014 nucleotides. Its product is annotated as trypsin-like. The coding region runs from base 100 to 852 and encodes 250 amino acids. The record is from RefSeq and is a predicted model, not a curated record. Gene Ontology annotation, molecular function: serine-type endopeptidase activity. The transcript has 5 exons. Lineage: Eukaryota; Metazoa; Chordata; Crocodylia; Alligatoridae. Gene Ontology annotation, biological process: proteolysis.